AUGACGAACAGCCCGGAAAAGUCAAGACAAGACCUGGUUUGGAAAGUGGAAACCGGAGGUGCGAGCAGGCGGGUGCGGCGGAUGUAACCGCCUUUUUUGUUCUCAUGCCUAUGGCUGAAGGGAAAAAGCCCUCGGCUCCCGGGUUUGGUGCUAUCCUCGUGCUCGGAGGGAGAAAGUACCAUACUUUACGGAUAUAUAGAGAAGUCAGAUGUAGACUAUUCCGGGCUGUCGGGCACAGGCGAUAGCUAUAUUACAGAGUUGUGAG
Messenger RNA from Tuber aestivum (summer truffle), 265 nucleotides. NCBI's taxonomy places the organism in Eukaryota, Fungi, Ascomycota, Pezizomycetes, Pezizales, Tuberaceae. The record is from the annotation of a GenBank genome assembly.